Molecule: messenger RNA, 3627 nt
Organism: Ostreobium quekettii
Lineage: Eukaryota; Viridiplantae; Chlorophyta; Ulvophyceae; Bryopsidales; Ostreobiaceae
Source: the annotation of a GenBank genome assembly
AUGGGCCUGAAGAAGCAGGACGGCGCGAAGUGCGAAGGCCUGGCGCUGCUGCUGCGGGCGCCCUCCCCCGAGGACGAGGACGGCCAACUGCGCGUCAACUCCACGCCGCGCAAGUCGGAGGAGGAGGAAUUCGCCUCGACGCUCAGAUAUGUCCUCGACCUUGACACCUGCCGGGAGCCCCUGUGCCGGGGAUCCAGCAUCCUGUUCCGGGCCGUGGAGUCCUGCCUGAGCUGCAGGAUCGCCUCGAUCGAGGUCCAGGCGCGGGAGGAGGCCGCCGCGGAGGCCGGCGAGGUUGAUGGCAGGCUGGGCCCAGCCGGCGUUCGGGUGGAUAAGGGAAGCGUGUUUGGCCACCUGGCCGUCGGGCAAGAUGGGCUGUCCCUGGGGAGCGAGGGCAGCUUCAGCAGCUGCAGGGGGAGCACGUGCGUGUUCAAGGGGAAGUGGAUGUAUGAGGUGACGCUGGUGACGGCGGGGAUCCAGCAGGUGGGCUGGGCCACGCUGAGGUGCAAGUUCAACAAUGAGGAGGGCGUGGGCGACGGGGCGGACAGCUACGCGUUCGACGGGAAGCGGGUGAGGAAGUGGUGCGUGCACCCGGAGGCGUACGGGCAGGCCUGGGCGCCGGGGGACGUGCUGGGCUGCUGCCUGAACCUGGAUGAGGGCCAGGUGACAUUCUGCAGGAAUGGGGUGUCCCUGGGGGUGGCCUACGACAACGUGAGGACGGUGAAGCCGCACCUGGGGUACUUUCCAGCGGUGAGCCUGUCGCACGGGGAGCGAUGCGAGCUCAACUUCGGGUCCAAGCCGCUCAGGUACCCGGUGGAGGGGUACCGGUCCAUCCAGGACCCGCCCAGGAAGGCCAUCAGGUGCAGUGCUGCGUACCUGUUUGACACCCUGGCCCGCCUGAUCGACGUCACCGCCACGGGCCAGAGCCCCUUGUCUCGUUCCACCAACGUCAUGCUGUCCCGACCGCGGCUGUCCACGGAUGACAGGACGCUGCUGGCGGCGACGGUCAUGGAAAACCUCCAGCCGCUUCUGCAGCACCAGUAUGUUGUGCUGGACUCCCUGCUGCCAUUUCUCAGGAUGGUGCUCGACAGACCAUACCAGGACCGCACACACGAUGGUCUGCACAUAGCCAUAGACAUGCUGGAAUCGACACUCAGCAAGCAGCAGUUUGAUCAGUGCAUGACCCAGGUCAUAACGGCUUUGUCCAAGCACUGCGGGUCGUCUCCCUUCCUGCCCAGAGACCUGCCCUGCACAGCAUCCCACCCCCACCUGGUGCUCAUGAAUGCCCUUCUUGACCACGUGUCUGUGGCGUCGUUGUUCGUGAGCCUCCCAAAUUUGGACGAAGUGCUGGAGGGCUUUCUCACCCGGAAACAGCCCACAGCAGACGACCUGCAGGAGCUGCUGCCCAAUGUCUGGUGGAAGGGGCUCAAGGACGAGAGGUUCGGUGAGGAGCGGAUGGCAACCAUGGUGGCCACCCUGUCAGCGGCGCUUGGCAACAUUGAAAAGGCGCAGCACGACUUGUUCUCCAGGUUGCUGUCAACCAAGCCAACCCCUGUGAUGAACUUCUUUGUGUACUUGUUGAAGAAGAACCAUGGUGCCAGUCGCAACAUACAACCCCUCGGACUGUCAGAUGUGUCAGUCCUUGUGUCGUCCUUCAACCUGCUGCUGAGGCUUUUGCGGCCAUACUUGACGGAGCACUCAAACCAGUGGCUGGGCACCUUCCCUGUGGCCAAGAUAUUUUUGGAUGGAAUCCUGGGAGAACAAGGCACAUUGGUACCAAGCUUGCACCAAGAUCUUCCACGGUUGGGUGGCACCCUGUCCUACCUGCUGAAAGAGUAUCCCAUUGAGGCUCCUGACCACUUUGUUCUGCACCUGCCUCCGGACGCCAUUUCAACGUUGGACAUUCAGGACAGCUGUGUGCCACCAAGCCUGGCUGCGCCGCUGCUGCAUGUGCUGGUGUUGCUGUACAGACUGGGAAUUGAGGCAGCACUGAAGAUGACAGUUCAUCAAUUUCAGCAUGAAGCCAGUCUUCGACUUUCCCUCAUACGGAACGAGCAGCGCUUAGCAAGGAGUGAGGGGAUGAGUGACGCAGAGCAGCGAAGGCUGGCCGCAGAUAUUCAGAAACAGAGGGAAGAGGAAGCCCGUAGCGUCAGGAACUGCACCUGGUACAAGGUGGUGCUGUUCUCUCCAUGGAAGCAAGAAUGUCUGUUUGUGUUGACAGUCUACAUAUCUCGCCUUUUGUCUGCCUUGUCAGGCAGUGGCGGAGAUAUGUUUCGGUUUGCACCUGAAGUGUACGUGGAAUGCAUGCUGGAGCUGUUUCAGGCGGUGUCCAAGGCCGAUGCUAGGUUUGCACCUGUUGACAGGCUGGAGGCCAUGGGGCUACAGCAUGUCAUUGACUUCCUUGUUCACCAUUUCAACCAUCCCAUGGUCCUCAACCCCCAAAUAUGUGAUGCUCUCCUCCAAGCUCUUGGAGCUCUCUUCAGUGACAAGGACCUGCUAGCUACCUUUGAGCACAAUCCUGAGGCUUGUGACAGCCUGGUGCCUUCUUUGCUGGAGUCGUUUGAUUCCAGAUACUGGCUUUCCAUUUCCAACAUUUUCCUCAGCAUGGCAAAGGGCACUGGGUUUGGUCAGGCUGGCAACCCCGCAUCUGGAUCCAGGUUUCGCCAGAUCUUCUUGAACACUUGUCUCAGCCGAGGCGCCCUGUUGGACGGCUUUCUGAACCGCCUAUUCAACACCCUGAAUUGGACUGUCACUGAGAUGACAGUCACGAUCAAAGAGAUCAACGAUAUCACACAUGCAAGGGGAGUGGUUCGAGGCAUCGCAGAAGUGCAGAGGCAGUACAGGAAGGCCACGGUCCUGUUCAAUCUUUCCAUAAACCUGUUGCGCAUGCUGGAAUUGGUGACACACCAAAUGCCAGGUGUCUUCCUUUGUGGCAGCAAGCUGAACCUGACUCGCCUGGUUGAGGUGGUCGCUUUCAUCCUUUCUCAUGUGACCACCGGAUCGGAUGCUCGUGUCUUUGAGAAAGUUUUGGAGGCUCCUGGCACCCCCUCUGAAUUCAAGUCCAAGGUGUCACGCACGGCCAUGCUAGCCCCUUUGGCAGGGGUGCUCAUCGACCUCCAGUUUGCCAGCAAGUCGGCUGACGGGAAGAAACGACUGCAGAGCAACCUUCCGGAAGGCUAUGAUAGCGAGCCCCAGUUCUCUUUAGCAGAGGUUCUGGCGGAGUCUACCAGCCCUACGGAGUGCCUGGACUACCUAAAGUCCGUGGACUGGAAGCUGUCUUUCCCGGGGGCGUCCUGCCACAAAUCCGUGGGCACACUGAGCCAGCUGCUGUCAACCUGCAAGGAGUCGAGGAGGAAGAUGGCCAGCAGCACAGCGGGAGGCAUUGAAUCAGAGGAGUCGCUGCCCGAUGAGUUCCUGGACCCGAUUGUCAUGACGCUGAUGGAGGAUCCUGUUGUGCUUCCGGACUCAAAGAUCACUGUGGACCGCUCGACAAUCAAGAGGCACUUGUUGAGUCAAAGCACCGAUCCGUUCAGCCGGGCAGAGCUGAAGCUGGAAAUGGUCACUCCAGAUGUUGAGCUGAAGUCUAGAAUUGAGGCAUUUUUGACCAGAGCGAGAAAGGGGCGAAAGUAG